Formica exsecta is the source of this 759-nucleotide messenger RNA. RefSeq lists its product as uncharacterized. Bases 1 to 759 code for a protein of 252 amino acids. The transcript has a single exon. Gene Ontology annotation, biological process: proteolysis. Lineage: Eukaryota; Metazoa; Arthropoda; Insecta; Hymenoptera; Formicidae. Gene Ontology annotation, molecular function: aspartic-type endopeptidase activity. The record is from RefSeq and is a predicted model, not a curated record.
AUGGUCCAAGUAUCUUUACCGAGCGCUCCAUAUUUGGUAUCUCUUUCGUAUUCGGUCGCGGACGAGUUGGAGAAUAAAUGUAAAUAUUUGCUUAUAGCGAUGAUCGAUUCGGGAUCUCCAAUAAGUUUAAUAAAAAAUGAUUUUGUUCCUGCUCAUGUUUGUACUCCGGUUACGGAAAAUCAGUCUUUUUAUGGUAUUAACGGUACAAAGUUAAAAAUUUUGGGAAUUUUUGUAAAGGUUGUCGUAGAUGAUAUUGAAUUGAAAAUUAACUUUUUUGUAGUACCGAAUACUGCAAUAACUUGUGCCGUCUUACUCGGUAGAGAUUUUACUUUGUCACCCCUGGUUAAAAUAUUGUUAGGAGAGAAAAUUAGUAUCUCGAGAGCAGGCUCGCAAUCGGUUGACAGCGCGGAUUUUUCUAAGCAAAUCUUGCAUGUUUCAUAUAUUGACCAUCCGUCAUCCGUUGCCGAAACGUUGAAUAUCGAUCCGAAUCUUGAUUUCAAAACAACGAAGCGUAUUGAGCAAUUGUAUAAGAGCGAGUACGUUGCAGAAACAGGGGAUAUAAGUCCUUCAAAGAAAAUCGAAAUGACUAUUAACUUGACUCAUGAUCGACUUAUUAGUUUUAGACCGCAAAGACUUUCAUUUGCUGACAAGGAGAAAUUAAGUCAGAUAUUGGACAAAUUGUUGCGUGAGCGGACAAUUAGACCAAACGAUUCGCCAUAUGCUUUUCCGAUUGUGCUGGUACGUAAAAAAAAGCGGUGA